Paramisgurnus dabryanus is the source of this 1595-nucleotide messenger RNA. RefSeq names its product cilia and flagella associated protein 36 (gene cfap36). The record is from RefSeq and is a predicted model, not a curated record. Gene Ontology annotation, cellular component: axoneme; ciliary base. Lineage: Eukaryota; Metazoa; Chordata; Actinopteri; Cypriniformes; Cobitidae.
AUGGUUACAGAUUAUGCACACAUCCGGGCCUCAGCUUUCCAGAUGGCGUUUGUUUUUCUCUGCGGGAAUAUACAAAUAAAAGUGUCUAAAGCCCUACAAAACUAAAAUACAAGAAAUACAUAUUGUGUACAUUAGAGUGAUGUUGUUUGUGUGACAAUCAUGGCGGAGGAGACUGAGUGGGUGCUCGAGAGCAUAGCGGGAUAUCUCAGCAGCCCGGAGUGGAUCAUCCCGCUCACAGACUUCAUGGAGAAGAAUUGCUCGGUGUUUGAUGAUGAAGAUGAGAAUAAGCUGACUUACACCGAGAUCCAUCAGCAAUACAAACAUCUGGUGGAGAGGUUGCUGGAGAACUACAUGCAGGAGGUUGGGAUUCAUGAGGAGCAAUUUCUAGAAGCUUCUUCAGCUUUAACCAGAUCUAAAACUUUACAGGCCAUUUUUCAGCCAGUUCUUGCUACGGACGAUUUCCAGAUGUUUCGCUCUCUGAUGGUUCAGAAGAACAUGGAAUUACAGCUGCAGGCUUUACACGUCAUUAAAGAAAGAAACGGUGGACUGCCUGAGUGUCUGACAGAUGGUGUGGAUGUUAUGAGUGAAUUGGAGAAGCAAGAAAUGAAGAUUCUUCAGGAGGUCCUUAGGAGGUCAAAGGAGGAGUAUGAGCUGGAGGCAGCUCACAGGAUAGAGGAGAAAGAAGAAGUGGCCUCCACAUCCAGCAGUUUAUCUGAGACACUACAGGGAACCGCAGUGACACAGCAAAUAAACAGUAUGAAUGGCACUUCAGAAGAUCAAGAGCUGAAGGAUUCAGAUACUGCAGCACUGAAGAGUUCAGACAAACCGACUUCAUCAUGUAAAGAAAAGAAAUUAGCUGCUGUGAAGGUUUCUGCACCUGCAUCUGCCAACUGUACGACGUCAGAGAGCCUGAGAGACACUGAGAGCUCCAAAGGUUUCACUGAAGAAGAGGGACUACAGCAGCGCUCUGAGUAUCUGAAGGCACAGAGAGAUAAACUGCAGGCCCUGAAGAAAGAUCAGACACUAAAGAACACCACAGAUACAACUCCUGUGACCCCGGACCCCAGACCCCUCACACAGGAAAUGUCUGUUGAGGAGAAGAAGAAGUUGCAGAAAAGAAAACACCUUGCAGAGAAACUGAAAGAAGAAGUGAUCAAAAAAUAAUGUUGAGAUGUAAAGUAAGAAAUGAACUAUACUGCCAUGGAGCUGGAGAUCACGGUUUAAUUGUUGCACCUCAUCCAAAAAAAGAAUCAAGUAUAUAGUUUUCUAUGACUUAAUUUAUAUUUUUUGUCUAGUUAUGCCAACUCUAUGAAUGGUCUCACAUUAUCUUCAACUGUUUUUUAGAACUUACCUAUAUAACACCUUUAAUAUGAUAUCCAGUCAAACUGGCUUUGGUCCAGGCAUGUUGAAUUACAAUAAUUGUUUAACAGUGUCCUUGCAUGAUCUGUUUAUUGAUCCAGUGACUCUUUUACUGUAUUGCAUUAUGUGGUCAGCGCAGAAGUGUACACUUGCAUACUAUUCAAUAUAUGCAUGUUUCACUACACACAUGUACAGAUGAUUUGUGAAAUGACUCAAUAAAGUUUUAUUUUAAGUAA